AUGGGCAUUGAGCACAGGGCCAGACUUACUGACAACUGGUCCAUUGCAGAAGCAGCACUGGGGAAAGCUGAAGGAAUGGAAGCUCACAUUAUUCUUUCACUGUUCAGCUUCAUGUCCAUGUCAUCCGCGUUCUAUUUCCAUGUAGCAGAAAGAGAGGAGAAAUGCAUCAUAGAGGAUAUUCCUAGUGAUACCUUGAUCACAGGGACUUACAAGGUAGAACAAUGGGACAUAAAGCGUCAAGAUUUCCUUGGCUCUGCUCCUGGUUUAGGGAUGUUUGUGACUGUAACAACUUAUAAUGAUGAGGUGUUAUUGUCAAGGCUGUACGGAUCGCAGGGGGUAUUCACAUUCACUUCAUAUUCGCCUGGAGAGCACAUCAUUUGCUUAGAGUCUAACUCUACAAAUCUCAUCUCCUUUGGUGGUAGUAAGCUGCGGAUCCACUUGGAUAUUCGAAUUGGAGAACAUGACCUUGAUGCAGUAAUUGCUCAAGCAAAGGACAAAGUUAAUGAAGUUAACUACAAACUGGAACAUCUGACAGAGCAAAUUGAGCAAAUCAUCAAAGAACAGAACUAUCAAAGGGAACGUGAAGAAAAUUUCCGAAUGACCAGUGAAGAUACAAACAGCAGUGUUUUAUGGUGGGCUCUUGCUCAGAUGUUAAUCCUUAUCUUGGUUGGAAUUUUCCAAAUGAAGUCCCUUAAAGAUUUCUUUAUAGCUAAAAAGCUGGUUUGAAAUGCAGUUAACAGAGGCAAAUAAACUGUACAAUGAUUU
This is a messenger RNA of Monodelphis domestica (gray short-tailed opossum), 765 nucleotides long. RefSeq names its product transmembrane emp24 domain-containing protein 11-like. The record is from RefSeq and is a predicted model, not a curated record. Lineage: Eukaryota; Metazoa; Chordata; Mammalia; Didelphimorphia; Didelphidae.